Molecule: messenger RNA, 9736 nt
Organism: Zootermopsis nevadensis
Lineage: Eukaryota; Metazoa; Arthropoda; Insecta; Blattodea; Termopsidae
Biological process (GO): positive regulation of DNA-templated transcription
Cellular component (GO): SWI/SNF complex
Source: RefSeq, a predicted model, not a curated record
AUGUUGGCAACUUUGUUUACGGUAUUAAAAAUGGUCACCGUGCUGUUUGUAAUUGUAACCAAUGUUUUGUGUGUGUCCAACAAUUGCUGAAUUAAAUUUAGAUAGAUGUUUCAGGAAACAUAAACAUAUAUUAAUGAAGGAAUGAAUCAUAUUGAUGAAGAAUAUAAGCCUUGUGCAGCCAGCCAAACUGCAAAUCAUGAUGGGUUAGGCUAACCAUACAGGCAUCGCAGCUAUACUCGGACAUCUCUAACAGACAGAGUCCUUAGCAGUUUGGUCUGCUUGUCGUGCAAUGGAAACACAACGCCACUGGCAGUCACAGUAAUUAAAGUUCACUCAACGGGAAAAACAAAGCUGACUGUGUGUCUGGAGAUGGAUGAUGGCUCUCAAAAACUACUGGAUGUGAUUGAUGACCCAUCAGCUCUAGAAUCAUUCCUUGGAUUAAGUGCAGCUGCUGCAGGUGAAGUAAUACAGAGUUCAUCACGGACCACACUGGAGAGUCUAGUGGACUCACUGCAGCAGGGGCUGUUGGACCCCAGCACUACUGCAGGUGGUGGGGGCACUUCUGCACGACAUGCAUCUACCGGCAACCCUCAGACUGCGCCUGCAGGUUCUCUUCUCCUAACACAGCACCAGCUUCAGCAGUUACAGCAAUUCCAGGCAGGGAAUGCCACUGGGCGCCCACAAGGCCAAGCUGUUACAUUCACCCUGCCGCCCCAUAGUAAUGCUGGCCCUGUUGUGUCGUCUUCGGCAUCUGUGGUCACUUCAUCAUCUUGCAUCCCUGUAUCCACACAUCAUUUUGUCUUGACUCCAUUUCACCACACAGGUGGGGGCACCACACCCCAGUCCCAUCAUCCUCCACACCCAAUUACCUUGAUUAAUUCCCCUGGUCAACAAGGUAGUGGAACACUAGUCAGUGCCUCAGCGUCUCAACCUUCCACCAGUUUCAUCUAUACCCCAGCAUCCUCUGCUUCCUCCUCUCUUUCUACCUCAGGUGGCAUCUCAACCACUGGGCUUCAGAUUGGGAAUCCAAAUAUUGCUAUCGGACAUGGAGGUACAAUUCUUGCGACCUCAGCUGCUGGCCUCCAUGUAGGGGGAACAGUACCUUCUACAGGGAUGCCUAUGAUUGGGUCGACUGUUGGAAACACCUCCAUGCAAGCCCUUGCAUCAAAUUCAGCAGCAGGUGGUAGCAUAUUUGGAGCAUCCAUCUUACCAGCUCCAAACUCCUCAACUGGUGGUGGGGUUCUAGUGGGGCCAUCAGGCACAACAGUAUUUACACCUGCCCUCACUACAAAUGCCAUCUCCAGCCCUGGAUCCCCUUUUUCUGUUCCUACAAGAUCACCAGCACCCCAUGCCCCACCAACGCCUUCACCCAGUCCAUUACCUCUUAGAUCCCCAGCAUCAGUUCCAUCACAUCAUCCCCCUUCACCUGCCCCCAGUCCGUACCACUCCCAGUUGCAGUCCCCACAACAGCAGCAGCAGCAACAGGGUAGUGCUGCGAACACGCCGUACAUCCUCUCUGCAAGUUCCACGCACCCCACUCCCACAAACCUGCUGAAAGAACACUAUGGCAACUUGCAGCCACAUGGUGUUUCAAAUUCUCAGACUCCCACCAGUUUUGUGCUGUCUACUGCCAGCACCAAUUUUAAGAAUGUGUACAACAUGCAACAGCCAUCAUCUCAGCCAUCCGUUGUUGUGUUGCCACAACAAAGAUCUACCAUGUCAGGCAGUAAUACAAACACAUCACCGUCUCCUGCACAGUCCCCAUAUUCAAACCUCCAGUCACCAGUUGCACAACAAAAUACUGCUAUGUUGAACCAUCAUCUUGUCCAGCACCUUGGCAAUAACAGUGUGGCGCCAACAAGAUCUCCAGCCCCUGGAGGAACCCAGACUGGGGGUACCAUGACUCCUGGUGGGGCUCUCACACCUGCCCCUUCUCCUUCCCCACAAACCAGAACUGCUGCCAGUCCAGUGAUACGGUCAACUACUCCUCAACCAGCUGUUAUACAUCAGACCUUACCGACUGGACUGGCACUUCCUGGAGCAGGUCAGUUUCCAGUGAUGCCACCAGGCUCGACAGCCAUGCUGCAAGGAAAUCAUCAACUAGUUCAAAUCAUACACCAUCAAACAUCAGCACCGCAGAGCUCUGCAUUUCCAGGCCAUACACAAAUCAUUACUACUGGUCCUGGGGGUUCUGUUCCUCUUCAGCAGAGUGGUACCACAGCCGGAGGUCCUAAACCAAAGCAGCCACCUCAGAUCUUACCGAAGCCACCAUCAGGCCAGUCAACCAGUGGAUCUCACGCCAAAAUAUCAGCAAAUUCUCGAUCUAAUGCAAACACCCAGCAUCAAGGUCUCCACACAUCACACCAUACCACAGCAUCUGCUGCUCAGGUUGUGAUCGGUCAGGCCAACCCAUCUGCAGUGAUACCUACUGCACAGGCAGGCACACUCUUACUGAACCAGGUUAUUCCAGGACUGGGAGCAGGGGGCCCUGUAUUGGUACAGCCCAACCCUAGCGGAGGUGUGCAGCUAAUUCUGCGUUCCCCAACUUCAGGCACCCAAACUACAGUGCCUCCUCAGAGCUGCCAACAGAAUCAACAAGGCAAAAGUCCCACUCCACAUCAGCAGCCAAUGUUCAUAUCUGGUGCUGCCACCGCGCAACUUCUACAGAGCACUGGCCGUCAGCAGAUGCAGCAGGUUCUUCGCCUCUUCACAUCACAGGGUCCCAUGCAGCUACAACAGAUACAGACUCCAUCAGGCCCAACACUUAUAGCUGUUCCAUCUGGCCAGACACUGAGCUUCCAACAUCUAGGGCCCCAAGCCCCUCCACAACAUACACAGAUUCCACCGCAGCCUCCUCAGGGUCCUCGAUCAUGUGCGGCUCAGCAUCAGCCAUCCACAAGCCCUCAGCAGUCAGCUACUUCCAUUAUACCAGCUGUUCAGUUGCAUCAGAGUAACAUACGACCUUCACUCAACGUUGGUGUUCCCACAUCUGGAACUGGCUGCACUCCUCAGCACAAUGUCUCUGUUAUUGGUGGACAUACCAUGUCUCUCAGUACUACGAACAAUGUCACUCCCUCCAUUAUUCACCAAAACCAUCAUCAGGUGCAGCCACCAGUCGGUGCAAUGGUGCCACAGUCACAACAGGAUGCAACACCCUCGCAACAGAAUGCCACCUAUCCCAUCAUGCGCCAUAACACACCAGUGCUACAGACACAGCAUCAUCAGUGUACUGGUACCAACACAGAUCAGACUUCCAUCUUGGCUCUGUCACCGAAGAAGAAACCUAAAAAGAAAAAGAAAAAAAAGAAAGAUGAAGAACCAAAACUGGAUCUUGCCAACAUAAUGAAACUGUCAGGCAUUGGAGAUGAUGAGGACUUAGCUCUGUAUGAUACAGAGGAACCACAGAUUUCUGCAGCCAGUCAGAGUCCUGCUCCUCUGGAGAUGAACACACAGCAUUCCCCAGUCAGUCAGCCACAGUCUGCACAGCAGCAGUCGCAGCUCAUCACACAACUCCGGUCCCCACCUCAGAUUCCACUUCAGAAUGCUACUGGUGGUACUGCUUCGCUUAGGCUAGCAGUAGAAGAUGGCCAUGUUGUAUUACAUCAUACACCCACUGACUCUCAGCAAUCUGCAGCAAAUAUACUGCUCCAGAACCUUCCAUCUGCAGUUGGCCAGCAACACCACAGUGUUGCUACAGCUCAGAACCAACUGUCAGCUCUGCUUGCCAGUGGGAACUGUGGCAGUACUCCCACCACUACAAGUGGUGCCAGUAACCAUGUUGUUCUUUCCCAGCUGCUUCAGACAUCACCAUCAGGGCUACCACCUCAUUUGAUAUCUACCAGCACCAACACUUCAACAACCAGGAGCACAAACUCAGCAUCACCGAGUCCUCAGCUCAGUACUUCAACCAACAUUUUGCACCCACAGUCACAAGAAAGGUUUACAGUGCUCCAGCAGCAGGGUGGCAAGUCUGGAUUUCUGAAGGAUGGAUUUAGCUCUCCUGAAAUGACAAAUUCUAGUAUUUCACAGCUUACUACAUCUAUUGCUGGUAAGGUAGACAGCAUCUUAACAAACUCUACUCCUGGAACAUUCAGUAUUCAAGCAAAGUGUCCAGGGACUAUGGGCUGUUCCAGUUUCAGGGAUGGCUUUGUCCAGCCAGGGAGUAACAAAGUGGACUCAUCUAUAAACACAUGUCAAAAAGCUUCUCCCACACCAUCCCCAAGCCUGAUACUUUCAUCCCAUGAUAAUGCCACCAACCUCCUCUUGGCAAAGUCUCCGCACCAGCAUACUUGCCACCAGGAGGUAACACUGAAGCCUCCUCAAGAUAUGCAGAAACAUAGUUCGGCCACAACGCAAACUGAGCUCAUUCACUCGAGCAUCCAUCUUGGGCCAAAGCAGCAUGAUCCUGUACCAUUCAUCUCAGCUCCUAAAGCAGGAUCAGAUGCUGGUACAACAUUCCUGGGCCUCCACCCUUUCUCCAACAUCCAUGGUUUGGUUUCUACGACAGCAGGCAGCAUACCUCUUGUAACAGCACCGGUGAUGACCUCAGGAGGUGGUAGCUUUGGGGGAGAACAAUUAUUAAUUGCACACCAUGGUGGAAUGUCUGUUUUAGCUGCCCCUCAGCUUAUCCAAUGUCUCCAGCAAGCUCAGAACACUGCAACACCUGGGAUAAUCAACAUGCCUCAGCUUCAUCUUGCUCAUAGUGCUAUAAGCAAGGCUAUUGGACAGGGACUUGCUUUCAACACACCAACAGGAACAAUUUUAAUAGGUGGAAGUCCAGAGUCUUUCAGUACUGCAGUGAAUAACCAGCAUAAACCAUCAAUUAUGACAGCAACAAAUAAUACGACCACCAAGUUACUGCCUCAGCAGUCAUCAGUUCUUUUGCAACACUUAAACACAGGAACAGCGAGUACUGUGCGGAGGUGUAGUUCAGACUCAAGCAAUUCAAAUAUUUCAAUUGGUUCACCACCACCAAUUGGAGGCGGAUCUACCGGUGGUACUACUGCGGUCAUUGGACUUAUCAACCAACCAGUGGUCAACCAGAGUACUUCAGCAACCUCUGCCAGCUCUGGCGCAAGAAAGAAUCAACAAUCAAUAGAGACACAGACUAUCUCCUUAGGUAUUCCCUCCACCACCAGCCUUCAGACAGCAUUCCUAGACAGCAUUGUGCAUACACAUCCAAAUUUUGUCAAACUUGUUCAGUCCAGUACAACAGCAGUGCUUUCUGGCAAGAAGAAAAAACAGAAACAGCCUCGCACAUCAAAGAUCCUCCCAGUGGUAAGCUCUUCUAACAUCAUUGUAAACAGAGAGUGCAAUAGUACUGGCACAUCGACAGAUCCUGUGAAGAGUCCACUGCAAGAGAGGAACUUUGGUAAACCUAACACUGUGUGUCAGGGUACACAACACAUUACUCGCACAACGGGAAAUGAUGCCUCAUAUGUUACUGCAUCACCAUUCACUUUGAUGCAGCAGUCUGUACAAGUGUCUGCUGUUAGCUGUAAUACAAGUAACACAAACUCAAUUCCACCUCUGACCUCUAUCUGCCCAGUUGUGCAGAACACCCCAACAAAUAUUUUGUGUCAGGUUGGCAGUACUGCUACAUCUACAGCAACAACCAUGGCAACGCAUCAGUCCGUCAUGUCGAAGGUGGCAGCAAACCUCAGUGUUCAGACUGGGACUGCUGAUGUGUCUACAAGUAGUGGGCAUCUCCACCUGCCACCCUCCACAAGUAAGCCUGGCAUGCAACACCAUUGUGUCGCAUCACAGACGGUUUCUAUGCAACAACCCCAGAGUGGCAUGGUGCCACAUCUGGUGCCAAUACCACCUGGGGGCAGUACUAUAUCAGGUGGCAUGACACAGGCUACAUCAGUUGGAAUGCAAAGCAUUAUACAGAAAGUGCAAACCAUUCAGCUCACACCCCAAAACCAGAAGCGUUUGAAGGCAGUGCAGAUACAGAUUCAGUCUGUGACUUCAAAGAGGAUUCUAACUGCAGUUGACCAAGCAGCAUUGCACAGACUGUAUGAUGAGCAGCAACACAUCCUUCUCACUGGAAAAAUUGUCCCUACAAUUCCAGGCCAGCAUGCUUUGGGAGUGCCUCUAAACCCUGAUGCCAUUCCAUCAACUGUUGAUGGAAAACUAAAGUCGCAAGUGGAAGUUGAAAUCAGCACUGCCAACACUCAUCUCACCAAUCUGCUUCGACAGCAGCUGGCGGUGCCACACCAAAGUACUCAGAUGCCUGUGCGGUACCAGCAUCAGGUUGGCAAUCAGAUCAUCCCACUCACUCCUGCCAACCUGCAACAGAAACCUGUACCGUCCAGUAGCGUAGCCACAACCACUACAACGGCCAGCACUGUCACCACAAGGGCAUCUAUUUCUGUGCAGUGUGGUACCCACCUUUCACCAUCAGACAGUCUUGUUCAGCAGCCAGCUGGGUUGGCCACCCAAACACUUCCCAAACUGUCUGUCGUUCAACCCAUGUUGCAGACAACUGGAAUGCCCACAACUCCUGUGUCUUCGACACAACACAGCAAGAGCACAGGACAGCCCAGUAGUUGUGAAAAGGGGACAUCACCAUUGCAAGUUCAGGUUGGCACACAGACUGCUUUACCAUGCAUAGAAUCAUCAUCAUCCUGUUCUCCACAUCUGUCAGUGGCAACUUCAGCUUGCAGUGGAAAGUUAUCUCCAGGUGUUACACCCUCUGUCUCUGCAUCCAGUACAAACAAACUUUCACCAAUGUCUGGCCAGCAGCUGUUCUCACCAGGAAAGGUUCAACCCAUUUUUGUGGCUUCAACAGCAAGUACUAAGGUUCAGCAAUCAUUCUCUCCAUCUGGCUCCAGUAAGCCUAGCAGUCAGCCAGCUGUUCUGGGGUGCAAGGUGCUUGCCAGUGGUGGAAAACCCCAGGCUGUUGUUGCCCCUGUCUCACCUUCAGGAAGUACAUCCAGUAGAUCAUCUCCAGCUAUGGCUACUGUACCUAGUGGGACAUCUGCUACAAUAGUAAUGGGUGGCAUGACUGUAGUGGGGAGUGGGAAGAGGCCGGCUGUGGCAACAAGCCCCAUCAGAUCCAUUUUCAGUAGGAGUGACUUAAUUGAGCAACAGCUCAAGACAGACCAGGGUGGUGCAUGCAUGCCUGACACCUGCACACCAUUUCAAAGUACAAGUGAUGCCUGUAAGCGCCUGAUUCGUUACCACGUGUUCAAUGAACAGCUCCUUUCACAGCAAGACUUGGAGAAGGCAGACGAGUUUUUUGAGGCAACUGCCAAACAUCUGUUGGACAAGUUUCGCCAGAUGAUGAAUAAAUAUCGCUACCUCCUACUUAUGGAAAGCAUGCGUGAGGUGAAUACCUCGGAGCUGAUGAUGAUCGAUCGCAUGUUCGUGGCAGAGGAGCAUGGCCUAUUAGAACGCUUGAAGGAAGAAGAGCGCAGGGCAAAGGAGGAGCUAGUGGUGCCAGCUGAACAGCAGCCAUCAUCCCCAUCUCCAGCAGAAGUCCUGUCGACUGUCAAGACAGAACCAGGGCUGCCAACGCCAGGUGGAACAACUGGUGAUGGACUGAGAGAAGUGCGUGUGCUGGUACGGGAUGUCAUGAAGAACGAGUCUAUCAAACGUGAGCUAGAGGAGGAAAGGAAGUUCACCAUUGUGAAGCGAGAGCGUCUUGAUAGUCCUGCGAGUAACAAAGAUCUCCACCAAGCUUAUGAUGAGUGGGAAGAGAUACAAAAGGAACUAGCGGUGUACUGUGGUCCUAAUAAUAUUUCUGCUGCUGCCAGUACAGGAAAUUCCACUCUCACACAUGCUGUAAAGGUGGAAGAACAAGAAACACCUUUGCAGCCAACAGAUCAUUUACAUCUCUCCACUGUGGGUGGUAUAAAGACAGAGUGUGUUUCUGUUGCUUUAGACUUGAAGCAUGCAGAGGCAGAGGGAAAAGUGCAACCACAAAGUGAUAAUGUUGAUGCUGUACAUAAACUUCCUCCAGCAGGAUCUCUGGGAACAAAGGCAAGGUCUGGGGCAUGUGGUCCCAGAGAUGAGGGAGGAGGGCUGGAGGAAGAAGUUAACAGGACUCUGUGUGGUAAAGAUGGUGUUGGGGAGAAGAGGAAAGAAUUCUGUGAUACAAGUGUAGAUGGUAUGACAUCAGUUGGACACAGGAAGAAACGGCACAAACAUGGUUACUCGCCUCAGCAGAAUGAAUGUGCGGAUGAUGAGGAUGACGACAUAAAUGCGCAAGUACAGUGUGCCAUAAACAGCAUUCUUAAUCUUCAGCGGUCGGAAGAUGGCUUCGAUAUUCGUCCAAGUGCCACCACGCCUUCGUCUGAAAUGGGUGUGGAUGAAGGUUUAGACUGUGAGGAUACAAGGCAAUAUCCACAUGCAGAGCGGACAGAAUCUGCUGCCAGUUCCUCUAAACCAUGCAGUGGUAGUGCUAAUGAAAUGGUAAGAGCAAGGCAUAAACGUAACAGUGCGACUUGUAAAACAGUGGAUCAGCAGGUUGUGAACCACCAUGAGGACAGUGGUGUUGGAAACACCGACUCAGCCUUAGAUGAGGCUGUGAGAAGUAUACUGACAUCCUGACCUCUGGAUGUGCAGCAAGCUCUUACGAGCUUUGCUCCUCCUGGAGUGUUGAGUAACUGGUCUACACUAUGUUAGGGGUUGAAAAAGUUCUUGGUAGUGAUCAUAACGCUAGUUCAUUUUUACAGAUGUCCAUUCUGAAAUAUGAUUUGUUAGAUUAUUAAUUUUUGGGGCUGGACAGAAACCUUACAUUUUAAGGUAGUGCACUGAGAUAAUUGUGUUUUUUAAAGCUUUUAUCGUCUUUCUCAGUUUAUACCUUUGUCGAGGAACUUUUAUACAGGUAAGGACAUCUUUCAUUUUGAAAAACGUUUUGUCUUCUUUGUUUCUUAUUGAACAAGGAACGGAAUUGUACCUGUUACUUCUUCCUAAGACAUUCCCACUUUAAGUGGGAACUGUAAUUGUUACAUAAAAAUGAACGUAAGCAUUGAUAUUUGAUGCUUUAGACUCCAGUCAAGGAAUCAGAUACUUUAUUUUUUAUUUAUUUUCUUGUUUCUUAUAUGACUUCAGCAGCCACUAUUGUACAUUCUAAACAGACACUGAGCAGAGUGAAUGAGAACAGUAUGCUCUGUGCAAGACAGCAGUUCCUAUAUUCAGAUAUUUUAUAAUAAUUUACUCUUUUACUGCUUGCAUAGGUUUUCUUUUAACUAUUUUGUGCAGGUCUGUGGCAAUGAUUCAUUACAUUUUACACACACAAAACCAAUAUUUGCAUGUAUGCAUACAGGGCAGAUUAACAUACAAAGUUUAGAAAGUGUGAUUCAUCUUCAUAGAUUGUCCUUAAGUGUUUCUUUCGCCUUGUUCAGAGAGUUUAUGCAUAAAAACCAAAAUUUUGUAUGGUUCUCCUCAUAUAAUGUGAAAAUGGCAAAAAAGAUAGUUCAGUGGAAUGAAUAAGUAUAAUCAGAAGGUUUUCAAGAAACCUGUAAUUUCCAAAUUAAUUGCAGGCUUAGUGAUAUGGAAAGUUUAAUUGAUCAGUUUCAGCUUAGUUUAAACUAGGAAGUUGAUUUUGUCAAAAUUUUGCAGUUGUAGUAAAGUGUGUGUGUGAAUGUCAUCCUGUUAGUAACAUUCACCUCAGUGUGCCAUUGAUGUAAAAAAGCAUAAAUGCAUAGUAUGUGUUCUUUAUAGAACAAAAUACUCCUGUAUGUAUUUCUCCUUCAUUUCAUAAAUGGUUAUUUUCAUUUGAAAUUAA